This is a messenger RNA of Eriocheir sinensis (Chinese mitten crab), 4032 nucleotides long. RefSeq names its product probable ATP-dependent RNA helicase DHX37 (gene kz). The record is from RefSeq and is a predicted model, not a curated record. The transcript has 22 exons. NCBI's taxonomy places the organism in Eukaryota, Metazoa, Arthropoda, Malacostraca, Decapoda, Varunidae. Gene Ontology annotation, cellular component: intracellular anatomical structure; nucleolus. Bases 205 to 3810 code for a protein of 1201 amino acids. Gene Ontology annotation, biological process: maturation of SSU-rRNA from tricistronic rRNA transcript (SSU-rRNA, 5.8S rRNA, LSU-rRNA). Gene Ontology annotation, molecular function: RNA binding; ATP binding.
AAUUAGACCACUUCAUUAUGAGUCAGAAACCGAAAAAUACGAUAUGGUGAGCACGAUAAUCAGCGAGGUGGUGAGUGUCGCCGCCCUGUGCUGGAUGUCAACAAACGCACGUGAGGCGCCGAGGCUGGGACGCCGCUGCUGCCGUCUCCUCGCCGCCGUGUGUGUGAGCCAGCAGGAGGGUUUGUGUGGCCCCACGGAGACACCAUGGGCCGCUCCAGGCUGAAGUACAAGGCCAAGCCGACUGUUGUGACGGAUGAUAGCGAGCUGAGGAAGAUUAAGGUUGAAAUUGACAGCAAUGAGAAGUAUGAUUCCAGCAAUGCCUUGGUUUUACCGUCUGCAAAGCGAUCAACUAAAAAGCUCCGUGACAAGAAUGCAACACCUGUUAAGCUCCUCUCCAAAAAGAAGAGGAAACUGCUUGAAAAAGUUAUUGAACAAAAGGAAAAGAAAGCCAAGCGAGCAGACCUCCUAGCGGCCCUGCAGGAGGUGAAGGCCAGCCCGCAGGAUCUGGCCAAGUUGACGCAACUGCAAACAACACAGACACUUGGUAGGAAGAAAUUCAUGUCAAGCGAUUACACCGUCAUCAACAAUAAUGAGGUGAACGGGGAGGACCAGGAGGCAGGGAGGGUUCCGAGCUGCAUCAGGAGAGGGAAGAAGCGAAGGAAGCAGCAGCAGGAGGAAGAGGAGGAGGAGGGAGAGGAGCAGGAGCGACAGCAGGCAGACCCUACAAUAGUCAGACUUGGUGAACUGUCCAGUAGCAGUGAUGAGAGUGAGGAGGAGGAAGAGGAAGAGCAAGAUGACAAAGAAGAAUCACAGAAGGGUGAAGAAAAUGAGGAGGCAGCAGGAAACAAAGGACCAGCAGUGGAAAAGAAACCAGAAGAGGAAGAAAAUGAAACUAGUAAAGAGAAAAAAGACAAAGACCCCAGCCACUCAGGGGAAGCAUCUGAGAAGCCCCGCAAGGCCAUCUACAUGAGUCUGAACCGCCCGGCCGAGGUGCAGGCGUCAAGGCUGAAGCUCCCGAUCCUGGCGGAGGAGCAGGCAGUGAUGGAGGCAGUGAGCGAGCACCCCGUCACUGUCCUCGUCGGUACCACGGGCAGCGGGAAGACUACUCAGGUGCCGCAGUUCCUAUAUGAGGCUGGGUACACCAGCGGCGGGCGGAUGAUUGGCAUAACAGAGCCCCGGCGGGUGGCAGCGGUGUCGAUGGCGCGGCGUGUGGGUGAGGAGAUGGGUCUGAGCGCCCGGGAGGUGUCAUACCAGAUCAGGUUUGAGGGCAACGCCACCUCGGACACCUGCAUCAAGUUCAUGACUGACGGAGUGCUGCUCAAGGAAAUACAGCUGGACCCCACACUGAAGAAGUACUCCGUCAUCAUCAUCGACGAGGCUCACGAACGGAGCGUCUUCUCGGACAUCCUCAUCGGCAUCCUCUCGCGCAUCAUCCCCCGACGCGAGGCUAAGGGCAACCCCCUCAAACUGAUCAUCAUGUCGGCCACUCUCAAGGUGGAGGACUUCACGCUCAACCCUCGCCUCUUCAAGGAACCCAAGCCGCCUGUCAUUAAGGUGGAGUCUCGGAUGUUUGACGUCACCAUCCACUACAACAAGCACACGGUGGAGGACUAUGUUGGGGAGGCGUACAAGAAGGCCUGCAAGAUCCACCGACAGCUGCCCGAAGGAGGGAUACUGGUCUUCCUCACAGGUCAGCAGGAGGUCAAUUCGCUGGUCAGGAAGCUUCGUACAACUUUCCCCUUAUCGGGUCGAGGAGGGAAGAAGGAGGAGGAGGAGGAGGAGGGCCCGGCCAAUGUCAGCGGCUACAGGAGGAGGAAGGAGGAGCGGAAGACCCAGAGGAAGGCGGAGAAAGAGACGCCCACCAGGAAGAUCAUACUGCCGGAGGUGAAGCUGGAGAACUUCAUCUCGGCGCUCCCUGACGAUGCUGAGGGGGAGGUUGAUGAUGGCAUUGGUGAGCUGGAGGACCGGGGCGCCAUUGACUGCGGGGACUCGGACCUUGAUCUUGACCUGGAGGAGGAGGGAGAGGAUAACGAGGGGCCCAGGGGAGGUGAGCAGCCACUGUGGGUGCUGCCCCUCUACUCCCUUCUUCCCCCUGAGAGACAGCAGUUGGUGUUCCAGCCGCCGCCGGAGGGAACGCGGCUGUGUGUGGUGGCGACCAAUGUGGCGGAGACGUCACUCACCCUCCCCAGCGUCAAGUAUGUGGUGGACAGCGGCCGCGUCAAGGAAAAGGUGUACGACAAGAUGACGGGUGUGUCCAUGUUCCAUGUGACCUGGACCUCCCAAGCCUCAGCCAACCAGAGGGCGGGCCGGGCGGGCAGGACAGCGCCAGGGCACUGCUACCGCCUCUACUCCUCCGCCGUGUUCAAUGAUGAGUUCGCAAAGUUCUCCAUGGCCGAGAUCCAGCGGCGGCCCAUUGACGACCUGGUGCUGGUGAUGAAGGCCAUGAACCUGCCCGUCAUCAACUUCCCCUUCCCGACACCCCCGGACCACCUCCAAGUGCGCCAUGCCAUGAAGAGGUUGCUGACGCUGGGUGCUCUGGAGGAGAUGCCUGAGCCUGCCGCCAAGACUGUCCAGGACAAGAAGAGGAUGAAGGGAGAGAAAGCCAAAGACUUGAGCCGCAUCACCUCCCUGGGCAAGGCCAUGGCAGCGUUCCCUCUGGCCCCACGUUAUGGCAAGAUGCUGGCCCUCAGCCACCAGCACAACCUCCUACCCUACACGGUGGCCCUGGUGGCGGCCCUCACCGUGCCCGAAGUCCUCAUUGAGACCCCGGUCGAUGUUAAGGAGUCUGUUGAUGAGAUACGCAAGAGGUGGCGUGGGAUAAGGCAGGUCUGGUCAGGAUCCGGGCAGGGGCAGCAGCUUGGGGAUGCCAUGGUUCUCCUGCGGGCAGUGGGGGCAGCUGAGCAGGCAGGAAGCGACCGAACCUGGUGUGAGAAAAAUGGACUGAGACACAAGGCAGUGGUGGAGAUCCGAAAGCUGCGUCGUCAGCUGACCAAUGAGAUCAACCUCAUCAUCCCGUCGUGUGACCUCCUCCUUGACCCUGACAUGCCCCCACCCACCGAGGAGCAGGCCAGACUGCUGCGACAGGUGGUGUUGGCUGGGACGGUGGACCACGUGGCUCGCCGGGUGGAUGACUGUGACCUCAAGACAGCUGAGGACAAGGUCAAGUGGAAACAUGCGUACAGGACCCAGGAAAUGGAGGAGCCGGUGUUCCUGUCCUCGUCGUCGGUGCUGUACAAGGAGCGGCCCAAGUGGGUGGUGUACCAGGAUGUGUACCAGACCCACAAGAUGUUCAUGAGGAACGUGACAGCCAUUGAAAACGAGUGGCUGCCAGUGUUUGCGCCAGCGUUGUGCACUCUCUCCCCGCCCCUGGAGACUCCUGAGCCACACUACGACCCACACAGGGAUGCCAUCCUUUGCCACUGCACCGCUACCUAUGGUCCUGCUGCAUGGGAGAUCCCGCAGGUGGAGGUGGAGUACCCUGCGGGGAGGGAGAUCUUCCGCUGGGUGGCCUACUACUUCCUCCUGGGUCAGCUGUGUCCUGUGCUUGCCCCCUUUGUGCAGUACCUCAACGAACCAAAGACUCUUAUCAGCCCCGUGGCCCUCAGGUUCCGCAAGGAGAGGGAGAGUCUGUUGCAGGCGCUCAUGAGCCGAGGGGCGACCACCCUUGCCAAACUGAAGGAGAUCUGGGCCUCUGAACCCAAGUACCUGCUGCGAGAGUACACACAGUGGCUGCAGAACAAGGAGCUGAAGCCUGAGGUGGCAAGGCUGUGGCCGCCCCUUGAGAAGGCUGCAGAGUCUGAGUGGAGCUGAUCAUGCUGUGUGUGGCUGUGGUGGCUGGAUGCCCCGCUGCACGGGCCGACUCAUCAACUCUGCAUUGUUGUGUAUUUUAUUGUAAUAUAAAUUUAAUGAUAAUUCUGGUAAUCUUGGAGGUGCCAUUGCACUUCAUCUUCAGAACAGUUGUGUGUGUGUAUAUAUGUUUUGUAAAAAUAUUGCACAUUGCCAGUGUUGAUAUUAAAUUAUUGUUUUGUGCCA